GCAGCAGAGGUAGGGUGUUAAUGGUGGGCUGCGCGUCAGUGAGGAGGAGAGAUGAGAAGAGUGAAUCCAUCCGUAAGGAAAGUCAUAGUGUCAACACCAUUUACCCGUGCACUGAGGCUGCUAUGGUCGUCUACAUCUGGAGUUUGAACAUUAGCAAUAAAGACAUUCCUGCGCUCAAUCAAAGUGCAAAUGUCAGUUCAGGAGACCCCCUAGAGCCCCACGACAUCCCACCUGGCCUGAGCCGGACUGGCCACACGGUGACAGCCGUCUGCCUUGGAAUCAUUCUGGUGUUUGGAUGCCUGAACAACCUCUUUGUCCUGCUCAUCUUUGCGAGGUUUCGCUCACUGUGGACACCUAUAAACCUCAUUCUGCUGAACAUCAGCGUGAGUGACAUACUGGUUUGUUUAUUUGGGACUCCCUUCAGUUUCGCUUCCAGUCUCUAUGGGAAAUGGCUGUUGGGACAUAAUGGCUGCAAAUGGUACGGUUUUGCCAAUUCGCUUUUUGGAAUUGUGUCUCUGAUGUCUCUGUCCAUACUGUCAUACGAGCGUUAUGCCGCCCUACUGCGCCCCACCAAGGCAGACGUGUCUGACUUCCACAGGGCCUGGCUCUGUGUGGCAGGAUCCUGGCUCUAUUCACUGGUAUGGACUCUCCCACCAUUCCUGGGCUGGAGUAGCUAUGGACCCGAAGGACCCGGGACUACAUGCUCAGUGCAGUGGCACCUGCGCUCAACCAACAGCAUGUCAUACGUGAUGUGCCUGUUUAUCUUCUGUCUGCUUUUACCCCUGAUGCUCAUGAUCUUCUGCUAUGGCAAAAUCCUGUUCAUUAUCAAAGGGGUAACUAAAAUCAACCUGCUGACCGCACAGAGGAGAGAGAACCACAUUCUUCUAAUGGUUGUCACCAUGGUAUCCUGCUAUCUGCUGUUCUGGAUGCCUUAUGGGGUGGUAGCCCUGCUGGCCGCAUUUGGCAGGAGGGGACUGAUCACUCCCGUAACCAGUGUGGUGCCAUCAGUCCUGGCCAAGAGCAGCACUGUGGUCAACCCGGUAAUCUAUGUUCUUUUCAACAACCAGUUCUACAGGUGUUUCUUAGCAUUUCUGAAAUGUCAAGAAGAACCAUCUAUUCACGGUCAGAACCAUCAGCAAAGCAGCAAAGAAGAUCCUCAUGCUCUCAGGCCCUGUGAUGGGCCCUCGUUGCAUCGCAACAUCAAGGGCCCCCAGAAUAAAGAGCAGCAUACUCUGUCCUUAGUGGUUCACUACACACCCUGACACUCUCAAAGACUUCUCAUGCUCUGUACAGGUCAGCGUUUAUAAUGUGCCAGGAUGGAAAACAAUGUGCUGAUAGUUUCAUUGGACCAGUAUCAGAAUCCUUAUAGGACCAAACCAGAAUCACAUUUAUUUCUUUGUGUGCUUGUUUUUUAAUGAGCUCCAUGCAUUGAAAGUACACAAUGCUUGUCAGUUUAAUUAUUACUCAAGAACAUAAGAAUGUUUUUUUAAUAUAUAUGUAAAUACACUGAUUGUACACAAAUGCUGAUUAUAUAAGGAGCUUUUGAAUGAAGACAAUACAUCGCUAACGGUGCAAUGCAGCAGCUAGUGUAAAUAUCAGCGCUGGAUGUAGUGUAGUGACACUUGUUGCCAACAGUAGGAGCCACUGCCCAUGUCAUACCGAAGUGAGGUGGAGUAUGAGUGAUUAUGCACAUAGAAAUGUGAAAAGUUUGGUCGACAUCCAUGUGCUGCUUGAGAGAUUUUCCAUCAAUGCAUAUAUUAUUGGUCGUUGUUUGUGGAAUGUUAUUUAAUCUCUAGACAGCUCCUGUAUAUGUAUUGUAGCACAAUAUUUUUAAGACUAUGUGUUGUAAUUUCGAAUUUCCUGUGCUUCAUUGAUAUCUCCAUUAUCAUAUCAAGUAAUCUACCUUUAUUACAUUGCACAAAACUGUAUAAUAUAAGUGUGAGUCAUGUCAAAUCACAGUUAUAUCGCUGUAAUAGUAUUUUGGGACUUCAGUCUUGCAUCAUAUGCACAUUUUUCAGAAAGUGUAAAAAUUUGAAUAUGUGCCAUUUGUAUAGUCAGUUCCAUAGGCCCACAGUCUCUCUCCUUUUCACCAUCACACACAGAACACACACUGAGUCAUAUGUGCAUCACAAAGUCCUUGGAAAAAGAAGCAGAGAACAAAAAGUCUGCAAUAUACGAGUGGAAUUCUUUCGCCCUGGAAUGAUUUUUGAGCUUUUGUUUUUGCAUAUUAGUGUAGCUACGCUAAUGUUCACUGUAUCAUGAAUAUUAUUAUAAUACCAAUGCAACACUGUCAAAAAAGAAGAAAAAUAGAUUUCUUUGAUGCUGUUCACUUUAUUUAAACAAUUCAUUUUGAUUUAACGCCAGUGUAUUAGGUUUCUUGUUGAAACGUGAUUGGUUAAUGUUAAAUUGGUUACUCCUUGGCUUAACUCAAUGUUUUUAUUUUGAAAGAACAUGCAUCAAGUAGCUCGAUCAAAAAGGGCAAAUUAAUUUUGUUCAGUUUACUUAAAGAUACCAGAAUAAACUCUGUUCAUCAUUUUUGUUCUAUUAUGUUGGUAUUUAAAAGAGAUUCGAGUGUCGAGCGUGUGUUUGGGUUGAGGCUAACUUGCAUUCUAGUUGCUUUGAUUAAAAAAAAGAAACAAUUGUAGGAGUGUUAUGGAUGUAAACAGCAACAUUUUUGAGCUACCAAUUCAAAAGUUAUAUAUUGAAUAUUGAAGUGUCUAAGUAAGUUGAUUCAAUUGAGGUAUUCGUAUGUCUAAGUUUAGUUUAUUUAUUUAAAAUAAAUAAAUACGUUUAUUUAACAUAAAGUAUUUGAUUUAAAGUAUUAGUAUUAAAUAGUUUCACAGUAUCAAUAGUAAAUAUGUUCCUAAAUUACUAUUUUUUUUUUUUUUUUCAGACACCCUAUAUAGUGAAAAUCACAUAAAGCAAAAGCAUCACGAUUAUACAGUAUAUGAUAUAAUUGCACUAUACUUGCAAUACUUGUAAAUUCAACUAAUGUUUCAGUAUAUAUUUACUAUACUGUACUAUAAAUCAUACAGCCUUGAUUUUUAAGGGGCAUCUAAAAGUAGAUCUAGAUUUUACAUCAAAAAAAGUUUAUCAUGCCUUGUGUAUCUUUUGUUUGUGACACAAUAAGUGAUAAGUGCCAAUAUCAUUCAUUGUAUAUGACCUCACAUUACUCAUGAGAACUGCAUAUUCAAAGGAUUGAAAUGUGGAAAGGAUCACCCAUGUGCACUUCCACCCAUAUGCACUUCCACCCACAUCCAUGCACACCACGCAGAAAGCAAGCUGCAUAUUACUUCUAAUGUUAA
This is a messenger RNA of Ctenopharyngodon idella (grass carp), 3305 nucleotides long. RefSeq names its product teleost multiple tissue opsin 3a (gene tmtops3a). Gene Ontology annotation, biological process: G protein-coupled receptor signaling pathway; visual perception. Gene Ontology annotation, molecular function: G protein-coupled receptor activity. Gene Ontology annotation, cellular component: membrane; photoreceptor outer segment. Lineage: Eukaryota; Metazoa; Chordata; Actinopteri; Cypriniformes; Xenocyprididae. Bases 21 to 1262 code for a protein of 413 amino acids. The record is from RefSeq and is a predicted model, not a curated record. The transcript is spliced from 4 exons.